AUGGGCCUCAAGUGUCCUGGAGCACGCACAGAUGCCUUUUUCGUCCACGCAGUUGUGCCGGAUGCCUCGUUGCGUGAUUCUUCAUCAGCCGCUGUCACGGCCUUCCAGUCAAGAUCACCACAUAAGGUGAUGAUGCACCCACCGCAACUGACAGCAUUGCAACCAUCUCGUGCCGACGCCUUUGACCAGCUUUUCGUAUCGCAUUUCAUCGACGCCUUUUUCGGCGAGGCGAGGCCAUCUUUGCCCAUUCCGAAUGGACCAUCAAAGAUUUGGUUACACGAGCUUCCUGGUUUUCUCGCCUCUCCCUGCCCAUCUCCUGUCCAGUUCUCCAUUCGUGCAGCGUCAAUGCUCAGCUACGGCACCAUUACUGGAGAUGUAUCAAUCAAGACCGAGGCCUGUAGAUGGUACAUGAGGGCGCUGCAGAGCUUGCGACAUCUGCUGUCUCUUGACGAUCUAGCCUCAUCUCUGUAUUCUCCGGAAAGCACAGUCUGUGCAGCUGUCAUGCUCAUCCACUUUGAAACUUCAGCGGGCACCAGUCCAAAGGCAUGGCUGCCACAUGUCAAUGGUGCGGCUUCGUUGCUGGAAGCGCAAGGGCCGGAGCGGUGCCGUGAUGGAUUCAUGCAUCAGAUAUUCAGGCAUUUGCGGCUGCAGACGUUUGUCGCGGCAAUGGCUGAUAAUAGGCUUCACCCGUUUGCCUCACCGCAAUGGACGACGGUUCCUUUUGAGAGUCAUCCGAAGCUGAUAUUUGACAAUUUGGUCGAUGUUCUCUUUGCUGUGCUGAGGUGCUUAUCAACAGCAAAUCAUCUCAUUUCAUCCGAUGCCAACAAUACACGCGAAUUGCAAGUAGAGCUCGGCAAACUCAUCCAAAGCGCAAGGCUUCAAAUCCAUCAAUGGAGAUCAGAAGCCAUGCUAUACGUCUCUCUAAAAGAAGACCAGAGCCCCUCAAUUUCUGAACCUGAAGAAGAUGAUGCAACAUCAUUGAAUCCUCGCCACUUUAUGCUGCCAUACACCGAUAUUCCAUCAGCCGCAUUGGUCUCACUCUACGAUGCUGCCAACAUCAUUUUACUUCGCCUCCUACACCUAGUUUCUCCCACGGCAUCUCUAUACGACGCCCGUAUUCAACAACACACACAGUCAAUCCUAUCUGCACACGAGAUGAUUAUCGCAAAAUCCAGCUCUGAGCCAGGACGCGGUUCCAUCAUGAUGGUCCAACAACUAAAAAUUGCUGCCUUGUGGAGCUCGUCUUCGCAGCAGAGGGCGGUGGCUGUAAAGAUGCUGCAAGGGUUUCGAAAGGGAGGCUUUGCAGGCAUUUCGGCGCCAUCUCACGAGUAUUUUGCCGAUGUGGCGGCCUAUAUCCUUCGCGAAUACCCCGUUGAAGGGACUUGA
This is a messenger RNA of Trichoderma gamsii, 1386 nucleotides long. RefSeq lists its product as hypothetical. The transcript has 2 exons. Lineage: Eukaryota; Fungi; Ascomycota; Sordariomycetes; Hypocreales; Hypocreaceae. Bases 1 to 1386 code for a protein of 461 amino acids. The record is from RefSeq and is a predicted model, not a curated record.